CAAUCUCAACCAAGACGGGCACAAUGGCGGCAACGGCGGCGGCGGCAGUACAAGCUCUCACGGAGCGCACGAGGGCGAUUUUCGGCAAUGACUUCGACGAGACCAGCGACCCUGCAUAUUCUUCGAUUGCGACCACUUACAAACGAAAAGUCGAGUAUGAAAGCGUCCGCGAAUUGCCCAAGGCCUUGGCCGAGAAGCAAGCAAAGUCUGCUGCAGCGCGGGGUCCAAAGCGGCCGAAGGUCCAGGCAGGGUCCAACCAGAUGGCGUUGGUAAAGAGCGAGGGAAAUGCAGGAGCACAAGGGCAAUCGGCCCAGGCGAAUGGGACGGGAAAUAGCCUGAUCCGAAGGCCAAACAUGCAGCAGCCUCGGCCGGACUGGCACGCGCCUUGGAAAUUGAUGCGAGUCAUAUCAGGACAUCUUGGUUGGGUGCGAGCACUAGCCGUCGAACCUGGAAAUCAAUGGUUUGCAUCAGGCGCAGGCGACCGAACCAUUAAAAUUUGGGAUCUUGCCACAGGACAACUCCGGCUGACAUUGACCGGCCACAUUUCCACAGUUCGCGGACUGGCCGUGUCACCGCGACAUCCUUACCUCUUCUCGUGUGGCGAGGAUAAGAUGGUCAAGUGUUGGGACUUGGAAACGAACAAGGUCAUUCGACAUUACCACGGCCACUUGUCUGGAGUCUACACACUUUCAUUACACCCUACUCUUGAUGUCUUGGUGACCGGUGGACGAGAUGGUGUCGCGCGUGUCUGGGACAUGCGGACGCGGUCGAACAUUCACGUCCUCAGUGGGCACAAAGGCACCGUGUCAGAUGUCAAGUGCCAGGAAGCAGAUCCUCAGGUUAUAACGUCAAGCCUCGACAGUACGGUCCGUCUCUGGGAUCUAGCGGCAGGAAAGACGAUGGGUGUCUUGACGCACCACAAGAAGGGUGUAAGGGCAUUGGCUCUACAUCCCAAAGAAUUUACGUUUGCGUCAGGAUCUGCAGGCUCUAUCAAGCAGUGGAAGUGUCCUGAGGGUGCUUUUAUGCAGAACUUUGAAGGCCACAACGCCAUCAUCAACACGUUGGCCGUUAAUGAGGACAAUGUCCUGUUCAGUGGUGGCGACAAUGGGAGUGUCUCAUUUUGGGACUGGAAGACCGGUCACAGAUUCCAGAGCACGGAGUCUUUGGCGCAGCCUGGUUCUCUGGACGCCGAGGCCGGCAUCAUGAGCAGCACUUUUGAUCAGACUGGGUUGCGUCUGAUCAUGGGCGAGGCGGAUAAGACGAUCAAGAUCUGGAGACCCGACCCAGAAGCCACGCCCGAGACUCAUCCACUAGACUGGAAGCCAACGCUUGGAAGGGUCAAGUACUGAGUUUCUGCUACUGGCACAGGUCUCAAUCUCAAAUGUAUGUCGGAUAUAAGAAGAGUCUGCCAAAUUAGCGACGGCGUUGGGCGGUUUUAAGAGACAAAAUUAUAUUUUCAAAUUCGAAUUGAACAUAAAACAUGAGUACUAUGUGCAUUGUCCCGACUCUUGUUUCUUUGGCCGUAUUCGUAC
Molecule: messenger RNA, 1532 nt
Organism: Exophiala oligosperma
Lineage: Eukaryota; Fungi; Ascomycota; Eurotiomycetes; Chaetothyriales; Herpotrichiellaceae
Product: pre-mRNA-splicing factor prp46
Exons: 1
Coding region: 24-1349 (441 amino acids)
Biological process (GO): mRNA splicing, via spliceosome
Cellular component (GO): Prp19 complex; precatalytic spliceosome; catalytic step 2 spliceosome
Molecular function (GO): protein binding
Source: RefSeq, a predicted model, not a curated record